This is a messenger RNA of Xiphias gladius (swordfish), 1707 nucleotides long. It is a transcript of the gene ttc22, whose product is annotated as tetratricopeptide repeat domain 22. The coding region runs from base 1 to 1707 and encodes 568 amino acids. The record is from RefSeq and is a predicted model, not a curated record. Gene Ontology annotation, molecular function: protein binding. NCBI's taxonomy places the organism in Eukaryota, Metazoa, Chordata, Actinopteri, Istiophoriformes, Xiphiidae. The transcript is spliced from 8 exons.
AUGGAAGCAGACAACACAGACGACAUUGAGUCUCUCAUGGAGGACAUGGACUAUAUCCCCGGUCACUUCCACCUGGACCUCAGCCUCAAUUGUGAUCCUGUUGGGCCUGUAAAGCUGCGACACAGGGACACUUAUCUAAAACAGGAGACUCUACAGGGAGAGCUAGAGGCUGAAGUUGGAUAUCUCCAGUACGCUGUGCGAAAUCUCCUGGGACUGCUGGCUUUUCACCUUGAACAGCUGGACACAUCUGAGGAAAUAUUUAGAAGCAUUUGUAAAGAAGACCCUGGGAACCUCAAUGCAUGGGCCAACUUAGGCUAUGUGUACGAUAAGCUGGGGAGAGAGCUGGAUGCAGGGGAGUGUGUGGAAAAAGUGUCCCACCUCAUGGGUUUAGAUUCUGGACAGGCCUCUCAGGAAGAGACCAGACUACUGGCGGCCCGCUGCCUGGCUGAACAGGCCUACGUUUAUCCAUAUGAUGUGGAGCUGGACAGCGAGGAUGACCUGAGAGAGAGACUAGCUGCAGCACUGACAUUGUACAACAGAGCCCUGGACUAUGGGGGACAACUGAUACCAAUAGCGGAAAAACGAAGCUGGUAUUUUAAAAUGGCAACCCUCUAUAUAAGAUUAGAUGACAUAGUAAAGACCAAAGAGGAUGCUGAAUACUCAAGACUCUCUCACUACAAUAAGGGACUGAAGCUUCUCAAAGAAACGCUCAAAUCUGAGAAAACACUACAUAAAGCUCUAGCCUGGUGUUAUAUUGGCAUCAUGUUGGAGAGGAAGGAAGAGUUCACCACUGUGCCCAUGUCUAUACAUGACUGUGGAUACUCUGCCUCUGACCCUCUAACCUGCUAUGGAACUGCCAUAAAUAUGGCCAGUGAUGAUGCAUUCAUCCUGAACCUUCUGGCCAAGGUCUUCUUUCUACUGGGUAAACAUGAGAUGGCCACAGGGAUCAACAACAUGGCCCUAAAUGUGCUGCCAGACCCAGAGCUCAACUGGCAGGCUUACUGCGCCCGCGCCAAGAUCAAUAUGAUGCUCUAUGUCAGGGACCUGGAGAAGGCAAAAAAUGGCCAAGGUGGAAUCCCAGACCGACAGAGGCUAACUGAGGCCAGAAAAGACUUGGACAAGGUCCUGACUGUACGUCCAUGUCUGCGGACUCACUUAGAGAUGGCACAGGUGUACUACUACAUGGGUGUAGAUGCACUCCAGGAGAGCCUUUUGGUGGAUGAGGGAGCGGUGAAUAGUGCGUUGGUGAGUUUGUCCCAUGCCCUACAGUUUAAGCUGGGUGACAGCUUGCCAGACCUCCAUGUGCUCAGAGGACGCUGCCUCCGGCUGAAAGGCGAGGAACAGAACGCUGCAGACUGCUUCAAACAGGCCGUGGAGUUAGAAAGGCCAGGAAGCACAGACACCACAGCCCUGCGCUGCCUCCUACAGGCCCUCCUGGCUCUGUUCAUGCAGGCAAGCCCUGAUCCCAGUCCUGCCAUCACCCAGCUGGAGAUGUGCGUGAAAAAGGCAGAGGAGAGGUACCCGAAGGACAUUGUGAAGGCUGAGCUGAGGUGCCUUUACAGGACGAACACGGCAGAGGUCACAGAGUUAUCCAGGGCUGUGAUCAGGACAGGGCGGAUGGAUCUAGUGAGGAGGCUACUGGAAACAGUGGUGCCUAAACAACUGACUAAGAAGAGACAGAUUGCAAGGUCUUUCUCCUUCACAUGA